Molecule: messenger RNA, 277 nt
Organism: Candidula unifasciata
Lineage: Eukaryota; Metazoa; Mollusca; Gastropoda; Stylommatophora; Geomitridae
Source: the annotation of a GenBank genome assembly
GGAAGAGAAGAAGUGUGACAUUUGUCUCGGGGCAGACAUGCAAUUUUUAGCCUCCGACUGGUGCAUGGAGUGUUAUGAGGCCCUUUGCGAGAAGUGUACAAAAGUUCACUUGUGCGGGAAAAUCACCAGAGACCACGUGAUUGUGGCCAUGUCGGAAAUCCGCCAGAUGUCGCUGGAGCAGCUCAUGAGGAGAAACAGUUCCCCGAAGUGUAGCCAACAUGUCGAGGAGGUUGUCAAGUUGUACUGUCUGGACUGUGGGUUACCUGUCUGUGUGCAG